AUGGCACAUUGUCCCCACGACCAACAAUCCCGCAACUCCCGUCUUCCCCCGCCUUCAUCUCACCAGGAAGAGACCACUAAAAUGCAUGUAGAAAGGGCAGAACAGUACAGACUUCUCGUUUCCCGCGCAGUAACUCAACGCCUCGACUCGCCUUCUCUCUCCCCAUCCUCCUCUUCUUCUUCUUCUUCAUCAUCAUCAUGUAACAAGAUUACAGACGAUACCAACAACAGCACUAGAGAUGCACAAUGGGAACUGCAAGACCGACAGAUAAGUCUCGCUAACAUCCGGCGUCAACUUGACGAAUGGGGUAUUUUAUGGGGUACGUAG
Exserohilum turcica Et28A is the source of this 327-nucleotide messenger RNA. RefSeq lists its product as uncharacterized. The record is from RefSeq and is a predicted model, not a curated record. The transcript has a single exon. The coding region runs from base 1 to 327 and encodes 108 amino acids. NCBI's taxonomy places the organism in Eukaryota, Fungi, Ascomycota, Dothideomycetes, Pleosporales, Pleosporaceae.